Molecule: messenger RNA, 507 nt
Organism: Paramecium sonneborni
Lineage: Eukaryota; Ciliophora; Oligohymenophorea; Peniculida; Parameciidae
Source: the annotation of a GenBank genome assembly
AUUAAUGGACUUUGAAAUGAAUGAAUAGAAGGAGAAAAGAAAAGAAACUUUAUUUUGACUCUAAAUAGAUAAGUGGAUAUAGAAAUAAUCAAAUAUAAGUUCUUCAAAGAAGUAGUAUGAUAAAGAAGCAACAGAUAAGAAUGAAAAAUAUUAAGAGGGGGAUAUAGAAAUAUUUAAAGAUAAAAAUAAUAUGGUUGGAAGUGUAUAUUCAAAUUAGGAAAGGAUUUGUCACAUUUAAAAGGAAGGAAUAUUUAAAGAAUUUAGAAGAGAAAAUGAAUAUAAUAUUAAUGGAAAAAUAUUGAAUUUAAUACUUACUGUCAUUAUUGUAUUGGAGAAUCAAAGUUCAAAGUCAACCAUUUCCAAAUCAACAUUAAAUUGCCUAGUUAUAUAAUCAAAGUCUAAUGUUAGAAAUCUGCAGAGAAUUAAGUAGAGUAUAAUCUUUACUCCUAAUUGAUUGAAAAUGUUAUAUUUGAUAUCUCUUGAUGUCUUGGCAAAGAGAAUAAUAAC